Molecule: messenger RNA, 1110 nt
Organism: Fonticula alba
Lineage: Eukaryota; Rotosphaerida; Fonticulaceae
Exons: 2
Coding region: 1-1110 (369 amino acids)
Source: RefSeq, a predicted model, not a curated record
AUGGAGCCCCGCCGUCGCUCGAUCGCCAGUGCCAUGGCCUUCGGCCUAGCACUCGGGGCGGUCUUGCUCGCCGCAUGCCUCGGCCCCACGCUCGCCACGACUUGCCAAGCCCCUGUCCCGAGCACGGACUCCUCGGGCGAUGGGACCCCUCCGGCUUCCAUCGCACGGCUGGAGACGGCCAAGCAUGCAUCCGACGCCACCAGCGCCGCAUGCCCGCCAAUGUGGAGCUACUCCGCCUGCUCCAACCGAUGUGACUACUGUGGACCCGAGUGCGCCUCCUGCCAGUUCACAUCGAACAUCUGCCAGAUGAGCUGUCACUCCUGCAAUUCCGGCUACUUCCUCCACAACAGUGAAUGCAUCAGAUAUUGCCCCCAGGGCUACUACGAAAAUGCAAGCGCCCGCAUGUGCAGCCCCUGCCAAGCCCCCUGCGUCACCUGCAGCAAGUCCAUGGAUGCAUGCCUUUCAUGCAGCACCGGGCUCCUUCAUGUGGAUGCCUAUGCUUGCGUCAGUGUCUGCCCGCCCUUCUCCCGGCAGGAGGGCACUCGGUGUCGGUCCUGCCCGGACAAAUGCGAGGUGUGUGACGCCCCAGUGGCCGGCCCUGCCGACCAGUCUCUCGACAGCAUCGCCUUGACCUCGAGCGCGGUCGACCACUGCGACAGGUGCAUGAGAGGCUACUUCCUGCUCCAUGGGGCCGAGUGUGUUGAAAAGUGCCCGGAAGGCUUCUUCCCCGAUCACACCGACACCGGCUCCAUUUGCGCCCCCUGCCAUGCGGCUUGUGAAACUUGCACUGGCCCGAGUGCCGAUGAGUGCAUCCCCCCGCGGAAAAGCCCCGAAAGCAGCCCCAAGGAAAAGCCCAAAUGGGGGCUUGUCAUCGGCCUGAGUGUCGGGCUGGGCAUCGUGGCCUUGCUCGGGUCGGCCCUCACGUCGAUGGUCAUUGCUCGCGGCCGGAAGCCGCACUUCUCCCUUCGUCAAGUGCUCUCGGAAUAUUCCUUCUCCUCCUCCACCACCAGCCCCUUGAAGUCCCUGCCCAGCAGCCGGCGAGGGUCCUCCUCGAGCAACCAAAUUUCCUCCUCGUCCCUGCUGUCCGAGCAUGAGCAACUGUACAUCUAG